AUGGACGUAAAUAAUAUUUUAAAUUUAAAUGAGUAGAGACGCAGCUUGGCGCCCAGCCAACGACUAGGAGUGCGCAUCAAAUCAAAGGAUGCAUUCACCCCGCCACUACAAAAGAAAAACAAACGUGUGUGCCAAAUAGAACUGCAGAAACGCCAAAGCGCAUUGCGGGAUGCCACCAACAUUGUGGAGCUGCCGCUGCCGAUACGUUUUACGGCGAAUAGCGACUAUGAGCAGGCCAUUGCCAAGGUGCUAGCGCGCAAGUUCAAAGUUCCUAUUGCUAACUAUGUUCCAGAUUACGGUGGAAAUCGUACGUUGGGCGUGCGUCGUUCCAUAGUACGGCGGGCAUUGCACGAUCCACAAGCGUGCAAUGCACUGGUUCUGUAUACGCCACCCGCUUACACGGAGCACGAGCGCAUGUCGCUGGAUCCCAGCAAGCUACAGGUGCAUGUCGUUGUGGAUCCAAUCCUUAGUAACGUGCUGCGUCCGCACCAGCGUGAAGGCGUGCGCUUCAUGUAUGAAUGUGUAGAGGGCAAACGAGGUAAUUUUAACGGUUGCAUAAUGGCUGAUGAGAUGGGGCUGGGCAAGACGCUGCAGUGCGUCACAUUAACGUGGACGCUGUUGCGCCAGAGUCCCGAUUGCAAGCCAACAAUCUCGAAGGCCAUAGUGGUGUCGCCCUCAUCACUGGUCAAAAACUGGGAGAAGGAGUUCACAAAGUGGUUGCACGGCCGUAUGCACUGUCUGGCAAUGGAGGGCGGCUCCAAGGAGGACACAACCCGCACUCUAGAACAGUUUGCCAUGAAUACGGCGACGCGCUGUGGCACACCCGUGCUGCUGAUCAGUUACGAAACAUUUAGGCUCUAUUCACACAUACUUUGCAAAACGGAGGUGGGCAUGGUCAUCUGCGACGAAGGCCAUCGGCUUAAAAACAGCGACAAUCUAACAUACCAGGCGCUAAUGGGCCUCAAGACCAAACGACGCGUUCUGCUCUCCGGCACGCCGAUACAAAACGAUCUGACCGAGUAUUUCAGUUUGGUAAACUUUGUCAAUCCGGAAAUGCUGGGCACAGGCUCUGAUUUCAAACGGAACUUCGAGAAUGCCAUUCUGCGUGGUCAAAAUGCCGACUCCACAGACGCAGAACGCGAACGUGCAUUACAGAAGACACAGGAGUUGGUUGGGCUAGUUAACCAAUGCAUUAUACGUCGCACGAAUCAAAUCCUAACCAAAUAUCUGCCCGUCAAAUUUGAAAUGGUCGUCUGUGCCAAGCUUACGACAGUACAGCUGCAACUCUAUACGAACUUCCUUAAAUCGGAUCAAGUGCGUCGAAGUCUGGCAGAUUGCACUGACAAGACAACGUUGACGGCGUUAGCGGACAUAACUACGUUGAAGAAGCUAUGCAAUCAUCCUGAUCUGAUCUACGAGAAAAUAGCGGCACGGGAAAAAGGUUUCGAAAACUCACAGAAUGUUUUGCCGCCCAACUACAAGCCAAAAGACGUCAAUCCGGAGCUGAGUGGAAAGUUCAUGUUGCUUGACUUUAUGCUGGCUGCCAUACGGGCCAACAGCGAUGACAAGGUGGUUCUCAUUUCGAACUACACGCAGACGCUGGAUCUAUUCGAGCAGCUGGCGCGUAAACGCAAAUACAGUUAUGUACGCUUGGAUGGCACCAUGACGAUCAAGAAGCGGUCCAAGGUUGUGGACAGAUUCAAUGAUCCCGCCACCGACUGCUUUCUCUUUAUGCUCAGCAGCAAAGCAGGUGGCUGCGGCUUAAAUUUAAUAGGCGCAAAUCGUUUGUUCAUGUUUGACCCUGACUGGAAUCCGGCAAACGAUGAGCAAGCAAUGGCUAGAGUCUGGCGUGACGGACAAAAGAAACCGUGCUACAUCUAUCGCCUGGUGGCGAGUGGCUCAAUUGAGGAGAAAAUUCUACAGCGGCAGACACAUAAGAAAUCGUUGUCUAGCUCAAUUAUAGAUAACAACGAUUCGGCAGAAAAGCAUUUCACACGAGACGACCUUAAGGAUUUGUUUAGGUUUGAGGCCAACGUACUAUCCGACACCCACAACAAACUUAAGUGCAAGCGCUGUUUCCAAGAUGUGCAAAGACAGCCGCCACCGGAGAACUCGGACUGCACCUCGCAUCUGUCGCAGUGGUUCCACUGCUCCAAUAAUCGCGGCCUGCCUGACAGCAUUUUGUCACAGGCUUGGACGGCGAGUAAAUGUGUCUCCUUUGUGUUUCAUCACCGCUCGCAGGGAGACGCGAAACAACCAACCCGCACAACGGAGGACAAUCAUUCGGAACAGCAGGAGCUAAAUUCUAAUCGUAAUGCCAAUAAGGUGCUGGCAAGUGAUGAUGAUGAGGACUUUGACCCAAAUAGUAGUGAUGAAAAAUUUUUGGGUUUUUAG
This is a messenger RNA of Drosophila novamexicana, 2394 nucleotides long. It is a transcript of the gene okr, whose product is annotated as DNA repair and recombination protein RAD54-like. Gene Ontology annotation, cellular component: nucleus. The transcript has 6 exons. NCBI's taxonomy places the organism in Eukaryota, Metazoa, Arthropoda, Insecta, Diptera, Drosophilidae. Gene Ontology annotation, biological process: reciprocal meiotic recombination; double-strand break repair via synthesis-dependent strand annealing. The record is from RefSeq and is a predicted model, not a curated record. Gene Ontology annotation, molecular function: hydrolase activity, acting on acid anhydrides; ATP-dependent chromatin remodeler activity; ATP binding.